This is a messenger RNA of Tupaia belangeri chinensis (Chinese tree shrew), 1728 nucleotides long. RefSeq names its product tubulin alpha like 3 (gene TUBAL3). Bases 1 to 1398 code for a protein of 465 amino acids. Gene Ontology annotation, molecular function: structural constituent of cytoskeleton; GTP binding. Gene Ontology annotation, cellular component: microtubule. The record is from RefSeq and is a predicted model, not a curated record. Lineage: Eukaryota; Metazoa; Chordata; Mammalia; Scandentia; Tupaiidae. The transcript has 4 exons. Gene Ontology annotation, biological process: microtubule-based process.
AUGAGGGAUACUUGUGGUGGAAUAUUCUAUAUCUUGACUCUCAAUAUCAGCAUUCUGAGUAGGGAGUGUCUUUCCAUUCAUGUUGGUCAAGCUGGCAUCCAGAUUGGGGAUGCUUGUUGGGAACUCUAUUGCCUGGAACAUGGAAUCCAGCCAGAUGGUGUCAUUCUUGACAGUAAACAGGAACAACUGGAAGAUGCUAAAAUGGAGCCUACAAAUGCAUCUUUCAAUACCUUUUUUUGUGAGACAAGAACUGGGAAGCAUGUACCUAGAGCACUCUUCAUGGACUUAGAACCAACUGUCAUAGAUGGGAUUCGUACUGGGAAGUACCGUUCACUCUUCCACCCAGAUCAGCUCUUUAGUGGAAAGGAGGAUGCUGCAAACAACUAUGCAAGAGGCCACUACUCUGUGGGAUCAGAGGUCAUUGAGCCUGUGCUAGAGAGAAUCCGAAAGCUGGCAAAACAGUGCAGUGGACUGCAGGGAUUUUUGAUUUUCCGAAGCUUUGGAGGAGGCACUGGUUCGGGAUUUACAUCUCUCUUAAUGGAGCGGCUCUCCGUAGAAUAUAGCAGGAAGACUAAAUUGGAGUUCUCUGUCUACCCAGCCCCCAGGAUUUCUACUGCUGUGGUAGAGCCUUACAAUGCUGUCCUCACCACCCAUUCCACCAUAGAGCACUCGGACUGUACCUUCAUGGUGGACAAUGAGGCCAUUUAUGACAUAUGCCAUCGUAAGCUUGGGGUGGAACACCCCUCUUAUGCCAGCAUCAAUAGGCUGAUAGGUCAGGUGGUGUCUUCCAUUACUGCUUCCCUACGGUUUGAAGGGCCCUUGAAUGUGGACCUAAUUGAAUUUCAGACAAACCUGGUACCUUAUCCAAGAAUACAUUUCCCCAUGACGACCUACGCUCCCAUCAUCUCUGCGGACAAAGCCUACCAUGAACAGCUCUCUGUGUCUGACAUCACUGCAGCUUGUUUUGAGUUCUCCAACCAGCUGGUCAAGUGUGAUCCUCGGCUUGGGAAGUAUAUGGCCUGCUGCCUACUAUACAGAGGGGAUGUGGUCCCCAAGGAUGUGAAUGCAGCCAUUGCAGCCAUGAAGUCAGGGAGCUCUGUUCAGUUUGUGGAUUGGUGUCCAACUGGUUUCAAGGUGGGCAUCAACACUCAGCCACCCAUGGUGAUACCAGGAGGGGCCCUGGCUGAAGUCCAGAGGGCAGUGUGCAUGCUGAGCAACACCACGGCAAUUAUGGAGGCCUGGGCCCGCCUGGACCACAAGUUUGACCUCAUGUAUGCCAAGAGGGCAUUUGUACACUGGUACAUCAAGGAAGGCAUGGAUGAAGGAGAGUUCUUGGAGGCUAGGGAAGAUUUGGCAGCCCUGGAGAAGGAUUAUGAGGAAGUGGGGCAAGAUUUCUGAUGUGAGCAUGACUGGUAGAAAUGAGUUAAGUUAAAAUAUCAUGCUUUCUUUUCAAGCCAUUGUACAUGUAGUGGGUACAGUUCUCUUGAGAAGAAACAACAGAAUCAAAUCAGGGAAGACCCUAGCCUGCACACAAAUUGAAUGGGUCAGUAUUAACAAUGAGCAAAAUGUCCAGUGUAACUUGGCUUUGCCACUCAGAGCUUUUUCUGAGGUUUGCAGUCCUUUGAAUUGCUGCUGGAUUACUUCUAGGUGCUGAUUUUUGUGUUUAUUCUUUUGUCAAAAUGAAAACCUUCCUGUAUUCUUUGCUUCGUUAUUAUGUUAAACCAAGAG